Molecule: messenger RNA, 327 nt
Organism: Exophiala aquamarina CBS 119918
Lineage: Eukaryota; Fungi; Ascomycota; Eurotiomycetes; Chaetothyriales; Herpotrichiellaceae
Exons: 3
Coding region: 1-327 (108 amino acids)
Cellular component (GO): mitochondrial large ribosomal subunit
Molecular function (GO): structural constituent of ribosome
Source: RefSeq, a predicted model, not a curated record
AUGUUCAGGCCGACUGCUCCUCUCUCGGGGGGUCUGCUAUGGAAAAUCCCGUGGCGACUCUCCUCAAUGCAGAAAGCUCGACAGCGAAAACGAUUAAGGCUCGUGGAUAAGGUGGUCGACACAGUCAGUACGGCACUGGCCAAGAACGGUGGCAUGACUGCUAAAGCAGUAGAAAGAUGGUACCGCGAGAUGCCUCGGGAGGAAGAAAUGCUGCCAAAGGAUAAAUACACCAUCUACGAUCGGAAAGAGAAGAAGUACAGGAAGGGCAUACACAAACUACCCAAGUGGACAAGGGUCAGCCAACGGAUCAAUCCUCCUGGAUUCUAG